This is a messenger RNA of Strongylocentrotus purpuratus (purple sea urchin), 1917 nucleotides long. RefSeq names its product proteasome subunit beta type-2-like. The transcript is spliced from 6 exons. Lineage: Eukaryota; Metazoa; Echinodermata; Echinoidea; Camarodonta; Strongylocentrotidae. Gene Ontology annotation, cellular component: nucleus; proteasome core complex, beta-subunit complex; cytosol. The coding region runs from base 90 to 695 and encodes 201 amino acids. Gene Ontology annotation, biological process: proteasomal protein catabolic process. The record is from RefSeq and is a predicted model, not a curated record. Gene Ontology annotation, molecular function: peptidase activity.
AUCUACGGUCAGAAUCAACCAUUCCAAGGUGAAUGAAGUUGCAUGUUUUAUCCUGUGGUUGAUAUUUUUUAUCAUCAUAUUCCUACAAAAUGGAGUUUCUUUUAGGCAUUCAGGGUCCUGAUUAUGUUUUACUUGCAUCCGACAUGAAUGCAGGAAGAAGUGUUUUUGUCUUCAAACAUGACCAAGAGAAGAUGUUUCCUUUGAGCAGUAAGCUCCUCAUGUUGUGUGCUGGUGAGUCCGGUGAUACUGUCCAGUUUGCAGAGUAUAUCCAGAAGAAUAUUCAGCUCUACAAGAUCAGGAACGGUUAUGAACUGUCACCCAAAGCAGCUGCUAACUUCACAAGGAAAAACCUGGCAGACUUCCUACGCAGUAAGACACCAUACCAGGUGAACCUACUCUUAGCUGGUCAUGAUGAGACGGAUGGUCCUUGCCUGUUCUACAUGGACUACCUGGGUUCACUGCAGCAGGUCCCUUUCGCUGCUCACGGCUACGGAUCCUACUUCACACUGAGUAUCCUUGAUAGGCACUACAGGAGAGAUAUGACUCGGGACCAAGCAGUUGAAGUGUUGAAGAAGUGCCUAUUAGAGGUCCAGAAGAGGUUCAUUGUCAACCUCCCAACGUUCCAGAUCCGCAUCGUCGACAAGGAUGGUAUUCAUGAAUUACCCAACCUCCCUUUAAAGCCUGCAAAAGCCUAGCAUUACCAUGGCAAUCCAUGAAACAUAUUUUGUAAAUAAUGCAUACUGUAUGUUCUUUUGUUAUCGUUAUUCUCAAAGCCUCUUAGGCUGUGGACCAUUUUGUGAAUGAGACAAGACGAGAAGGUAGUAAGGAAAAAUGAAGGAAACUUUAAGCUCCCAUGAAUAAAUGUUUUAAUGCAGCAUUGCAGGUGCAGUGAUCUCCUCCCUUCCCUUUCUUGCUUGCUGUUGUUGCAAGUUUACAUCUGUAACAGUAGCGAAUCACACAGUGAAAUCUAAUCAAUGUGUAGAUUCAUGUUUACAAGGGAUAUACAUAUAUAUUCUUUUCUUCUAUUUGAUAAAUCUAUUAUGCCUCCUUUGUAGAACAUACACCCAUGUAUUUCUACAAAAGGACACCAGUUUGAGUUUGUAAAAGAGAAAGAAUGAAGGGAGAUCCAUGUCUCGGGCAGUUGCUGGUAGUGUAGUAGGUACAUAGAUGAUGUUUGUGUUGUUGGGGUGUAGCUGGGAAACAGAUGAGAUUCGGUUUAACUGGAUUCCAGGCCCACUGAUGUAAUUAUUCUACCAAGAUUAACAUUGAUGUGUAACGGUCUCAUGUGGCAUAAAUACUUACCAUUGCCUUGCUACAGGAACCUGGUAACUCCAGUACAAAGCCUAUACACAAGAAAAUCCAGGAGUCCAAUAAAAAGAACACAAGGUGUUUCCCUAUCAGUGUCGUAGACUUAUUCAACAGUAUACAUGUAAUAAUAAUAAUGGGUUAAAUAAUAUUGAAGGAGUGAUGCAGGGUGAAAAGUUUUUGUUUAUUCUCAUCAGAGCACACAGAAUUUUGCCCAGCCACAAUGAAUGAAUUUACUGUUACUUUUAUCUUUCUUCCAACCUGUCAUCAAAUUCCCUGCUAAAGUGGACUGUAUAUUUUCCCUGGCAGUUUAUGGAUAAUAUGAUACUUAUGCCCAUAAAAAAAACAAAUUUCUUAAAGAUUGUAACCAUAGCACAUGGCUAUUGUCACUUUUUGUUCUACACCUGAUCAUUUUUGUAAUGAUUAAAGCGAAGAUACAUGUAUUUUGGUUCAGCAGUUUUGGUUCAUAGUUCAUCUAGUACAUUUUAAGUGGAAUGUCAAAAGUAAAUUUUGAAUUCUCUUACACUAGAGUGACUAGACCUCAAGUUAAUUAAUGUGAGAUGUUGAUUUGUUUUGUACAUGUACAGAUGUAAUAAACUCUUCAAACUAUUA